Phyllostomus hastatus (greater spear-nosed bat) is the source of this 1510-nucleotide messenger RNA. It is a transcript of the gene CRIPT, whose product is annotated as CXXC repeat containing interactor of PDZ3 domain. Gene Ontology annotation, biological process: cytoplasmic microtubule organization. Gene Ontology annotation, molecular function: PDZ domain binding; microtubule binding. The transcript has 5 exons. Lineage: Eukaryota; Metazoa; Chordata; Mammalia; Chiroptera; Phyllostomidae. The record is from RefSeq and is a predicted model, not a curated record. Bases 137 to 442 code for a protein of 101 amino acids. Gene Ontology annotation, cellular component: dendrite.
CCAGGUGUAGGAUAGGCAGGGCGGAGAGAGAGACCGGAAGUGGGUUUUUGUAACCCGGAAGGGGAAUCUUUCCCUGGUUGUGUUGAUGUUUUGAAGUUGCUGCUGCUACUGCUGCUAAGGGAACCGUCGCUGAAGAAUGGUGUGCGAAAAAUGUGAAAAGAAACUUGGUACUGUUAUCACUCCAGAUACAUGGAAAGAUGGUGCAAGGAAUACCACAGAAAGUGGUGGAAGAAAGCUGAAUGAAAAUAAAGCUUUGACCUCAAAAAAAGCAAGAUUUGAUCCAUAUGGAAAGAAUAAGUUCUCCACUUGCAGAAUUUGUAAAAGUUCUGUGCACCAACCAGGUUCUAAUUACUGCCAGGGCUGUGCCUACAAAAAGGGCAUCUGCGCGAUGUGUGGAAAAAAGGUUUUGGACACGAAAAACUACAAGCAAACGUCUGUCUAGAUGUAUUGAUGAAGUUUCUGGCUUUCUAUCUGAUUUUGCUUUCUGCUUUAAAUUUUCAAGGCGUAUCAUAGAUGUUCAAGUUACAAAAUAACAUGUUUUAAGACAAUUAAGUUAAAACCAGGGAAUUUGAUUAGUAUUCAUUUUUUUGCUCUCAAGAAGUUCUGAGUAGCAGCAUUGUAAUUAGUCUGCCUUACGUGCAUCUGAUUAAACCAGAAUAAGUGGCAAAUUUAACAACAAAAAUAAUGGCCCAGUUCUCUAUGCACUUUUUAUUUAACAUCAGUCACAUAUUCUUACUGUCCUCUCCCUCUACUUGACUUACAGACAUAGUUUGCUCCGAACUUGGCAUCCAGACUUACACUCUUCGUUCGCUCAUUCCCUUGUUGGUUGCCUAGUUCUUAGAAUCAGCAGCACCUUAAUUAAUUGCAGCUUCACAGGCUAUUUAAGUACCUCAGACCAUUAUGGCUGAAUGGUUCCUUGGCCCAGACCCAAAUCAAACACAGAAAUUGUAUAUAUGAUUUUCAAAAAUUUGUUCUUGACCCCAUAGUGCUAAUAAUACCUUUCACAUGAGAAUAAGAACACAAGAAAACACCACAUACAUAUCCAAGUGAAUAUACUGGAUUUCAGGAAAACACAUGACCUUGAAUUCACACUAUUAUGAAAGCCAAGAGAACAGUGUUUGUUACGAUGAUAUACAAUGGAAAUGAAUGACCACUCUUUGGGAAAGCUCUUGGAAGCAAAAAUGAAGCUUGUAAUAUUCUCCACCCCCCAUCCCCCCACCAAAAAAUAAAUAGAAUGAAGCAAACACUUUGAUUCUUAAAAUAUAUGUAUAUAUCUUCAAAGAAAGAUUUUUGUUUCACUACCGUCAGAGGUUCAGGACUUCGGCUUUGGAAACCUGCAGCCUACUAAGGGAAACCAAGGAAGUGUUCCCUAAUGUCAAGUUCAUUAUGUAUAAAUACCAUUAUCAAAUGUGUAGAAUAGAUGACGUGAUAUACAUAAUAAUAGAUGUUGCAUUUGUAUUUUAAAAUUAUGGAAAAUAAAGUUUUAACUAAUUAUAAGUUUUUUAAAAUA